This is a messenger RNA of Adineta ricciae, 3741 nucleotides long. NCBI's taxonomy places the organism in Eukaryota, Metazoa, Rotifera, Eurotatoria, Adinetida, Adinetidae. The record is from the annotation of a GenBank genome assembly.
AUGUUCCCGUCCAUUAUUUUAACCGUUAUCUUAUACUGCGUAUUAUUUUCAACAACAAAUUCAACAAAAUCAGUCGUUAUUGAAGUUAAUGGAGAUUGCGAGGUCAUUGGUAAACAAGUUGCACAUGAGCAUGGUUAUCGAUACGUUCGAAAAAUUUUCGAUGGCUUUUGCGAGAUAGAAGAAGAUCCAGCAUCUGUUAGACAUCGACGAUUUCGACGUGCUAUUCAGCAAGGAAUUGAUCCUGCCGAUAUUCUUUCACAGCAUGAAAAUGUACACUGGGCAGAGAGUCAAAUAGCAAAAGUACGGCGAAAACGUGAAUUUGUUUUUAAUGACCCUCAAUGGAAUUCAAUGUGGUAUUUGAUGCGACAUUCUCAAACACCAAAUUUGCCCGAUUUGAAUGUCACAGGAGCGUGGGCAAUGGGCUAUACAGGUCGUGGACGAGUAGUCACCUUCCUAGACGAUGGAUUAGAAUUUGAUCAUCCAGAUCUACAAGAGAACUAUGAUAAAGAUGCUAGUACGGAUAUAAAUGGAAAUGAUGAUGAUCCAACUCCACGUUACGAAGCAACAAAUGAAAACAAGCACGGAACUCGAUGUGCUGGAGAGGUAGCUGCUAAAGUUAACAAUAAUAUCUGCGGAGUAGGCAUCGCUUAUCAUGCUCGAGUGGGUGGCAUUCGAAUGUUGGAUGGAGAUGUCACAGAUAGUGUUGAAGCACGAUCAUUAAGCCAUCGACCUGAUCAUGUAGAUAUAUAUUCGGCUAGUUGGGGACCUGACGAUAAUGGUCUUGUCGUUGAUGGACCCGGUCGUUUGGCAAAGAAAGCAUUCGAAGAUGGCGCUUUAAAUGGACGCGCCGGUAAAGGAUCUAUCUUUGUUUGGGCUAGUGGUAACGGUGGUCGUCAAUCCGAUUCAUGUGCUUGUGAUGGUUAUAUUACAUCAAUCUAUACCAUUGCCAUCAGUGCUACAACAGAACGUGGCGAUAAGCCUUGGUACCUCGAAGAAUGUUCAGCAACUCUUGCAUCUGCCUAUAGCAGUGGCCAGUCUAACAAUGGGGAACGCGAUAUUUAUACUACUGAUUUAAAUCAUGCCUGUACGAGUCAUCACACAGGUACAUCAGCUGCCGCGCCAUUAGCUGCUGCUAUUUAUGCUCUUGUGCUCGAAGCUAAUUCUGAUUUAACUUGGCGUGACAUAAUGCAUAUAACUGUGCUUGGUUCUCGACCAUAUGCUAUCCCUUCGAAUACAAAUCUUGUUCAAAAUGCCGCUGGAUUCAAUGUUAGUAAUCGAUUUGGUUUUGGUUUAAUGGAUGCUGGUUUAAUGACUUGGUAUGCUACCGGCUGGAAGAAUGUUCCACCAAUGUCAACUUGUGGAUCAGCAACAAGCGAUCCUCAAAGAACCAUAUCAGCUCGAUCAAAUGAAAUAUUUCAUUUGAACGUUUUGGAAUGCAAGGAUGAGAGUGAUCCGAGACAUGAAGUGAAUUAUAUCGAACAAGUGCAAAUAUAUGUUACUCUAAAUACGGAGAGACGAGGAGAAAUUGAAAUCUAUCUUUAUUCACCAUCAAAUACACGAACUCAGAUCUUACCAAAACGAGAUCGUGAUCAAAGUAAUAAAGGUUUUCAAGAUUGGCCUUUUCUGACCGUACAAUUAUGGGGUGAGGUUCCACAUGGCCUUUGGAAACUUCAAAUAGUUAAUACGGGUAGUGGAUCAGCAACACUAUUGUCUUGGAAAUUAGUCAUUCAUGGCACUCGCGAAUAUCCAAUAUCAUCUCGGGCGAACUCUCGGCCGAGUUCAAAUGAACCUGAUCGAACUAGUAAAGCCGCACGAAAAGCCAAAGAGUGUCAUAUGGAAUGUAAACCAGACGAACCAUGUGGCAAUACGGAUACAAAAUGCACGGCAUGUAGACACUUCAAGCAACCAUUAGCGGAUGGGAGAUUUCGGUGCGUGGGAAUUUGCCCUGAAGCCACGUACGCAGUCGAUGAAGAUAAAACAUGUUUACCGUGUCAUUCGAGAUGUGGCUCAUGCCGAAAUGCAAGUGAAAACAGCUGUAUUAGCUGUAAAUCGGACCUAUUUCUUAUACAUGAUGUAAUGACUUGUGCAGAAUCUUGUCCAGAACAGUAUUUUACUGAUCGUCAUCUUCGAAAAUGUAUUCGCUGUAAAAGCGACUGUGCAUCGUGUGAUACAGGCUCGCAAAUAUGUUCAUCUUGUCCGGAUGGUUAUGCCCUUAAAAAUACAGACUGUGUUAAGUCAGCACGAAAAUGUGAAAACAACGAAUAUUACGAUUUCACAGGAAACAAUUGCCGGUGGUGCGAUUCAAGAUGUUUAACUUGUAGUGGAGCACGAUCAGAUCAAUGUAAAUCCUGUGAUAAUACUAGCAAAUAUCCAUAUCUUCAAUAUCAUGCAUGUGUUGCUUCUUGUUCACCUGGUUUCUUUCUCUCAAAAUCCACACUCCAAUGUCUUCCUUGCCAUGAUAGUUGCCUCAACUGCACAUCAUCGAGUGAAUUAGCAUGCACAUCAUGCAAAAUUGGUUACGUUUUCCUUGCCGACGAGCAUCGUUGCGAAAAGCAUAUCGGUAAACCAUUUUAUCUGGAUACAAAAACCGGUGAAACACAUACAUGCCACGCUUCGUGUGCACAAUGUAAAGGACCUAAGCCGAGUGAUUGUAUCGCCUGUAAUCCUAAAGCUGAAAUUCUUCUUGAUGAUGGACAUUGUGUUAAUGAAUGUCCAGUGGGCUAUUAUAAACAUGAAAAACAAACGAUCGAAUAUCAAACGAACACGUGUUUGCCUUGUUCAAUUGGGUGUACAAAGUGUUUGGAUAUAAAUGACUGUCGUCGAUGCGAUGAAUCAAAAGGAUAUAAAUUAAUCAAUGGGGCUUGUGUACCAACAUGUCAACCGAGAACAUUCUUAUCGAACAAUCAGUGUGAUGUAUGUCAAACGCCAUGUCUGACGUGUUCGAAUUCAACAAGCUGUUUGACGUGUAAAGAUAAUUUACUUUUAAUGAAUGACCAAUGUGUUGAAGAAUGUCCGAAAGGAUAUUAUCAAUACGAUCAAAGAUGUUUACAAUGCCAUUCAAUAUGUAAAACUUGUAAAGGACCAAGUGAGGACGAUUGUAAAACAUGCGCAGAUGGUUUUACAUUUAAUGAAAAAGAAAGGAAAUGUUUGAGUUUAUGCUCAAAUGGAAAUUAUUUCGAUAAGAACACAAAUGAAUGCAAAAUAUGUACAGACAAUUGUCUGGAAUGUCUUUAUCCCGGUUCCUAUUGUCGUCAAUGUGUUUUUCCUAUGUCAUUGGACACAGUUACACAUCGCUGUUUAAAUUGUUGUCCAUCUAAUAAAACUACAAAUGACUGUUGUCAAUGUCCAUUGUCUUGGGACGGUUUUUGUCUUCAUCCACUUGUCACUCCAGUAACGCGUGGAAAUACUUGGUGGACAUAUUCGAUUGAUACAAUCCGUACUAGCUUCAAUCAGUUGAAUAAUUCACAUCAAACAAUUGUGAUUGUUGCAUUGGUUUUGCUUCUACUCGGUAUAAUCAUUUGUCUGGUGACAUGUGCCCUCUGUCAAAUGUUCACCUCGCGUUUGUCAUCAAACAAAGAACAUCACAAUGUUGAAUAUGUUAUGCUGAACAAUGUCGAUGAUGUUGACAACGAUGAUGAUGAUGAUGAUGACGAAGAAGAAGAAAAGAAACCAGCACCUGGCAAUGAUCAUAUAAAACACGGUCAAACAUCAGAAACAUCUAUUUCGAUCGACCAGACUUAA